This is a messenger RNA of Ceutorhynchus assimilis (cabbage seed weevil), 1576 nucleotides long. The record is from the annotation of a GenBank genome assembly. Lineage: Eukaryota; Metazoa; Arthropoda; Insecta; Coleoptera; Curculionidae.
GCCGACAUGAAAAUCCUAUUUUGUUUUAUUUUAUUCCUUAUCGGAGGCCAUUGCGCCAAUAUCCUGAUAGUAUACGAAACUGCUCGUCGAAGCCAUCAAAUAUGGAUUGGAGAAUUAGCUGAGGCUUUAAUCGAAAAAGGACAUAAUGUUACUAUGGGUGGAUCAUUUUCUAGAGCAAUCGAUCCUAGUAAUCAAUAUCACCCUAUCACAUUUGAAGGUAUAUUCCUAACUCAUUACAAAAUCAACAAAACCCGCCACUUACAAGCAAGCGUCUUAGAAAACCUAUAUUUGAAUUACGAGUAUAAUUAUGCAAUUUGUAAUAGGACUUAUCAGUCGAAGGGUUUUAAUUUUUUAUGGAAUUAUCCGGAAAAUUUUAAGUUCGAUUUGAUCCUUAUGGAUUUGACUUUUGGGCCUUGUCUUUAUCCUUUGAGUCAGAAAUUCGGUAGUCCAACUGUAGGGUUUACUCCUUCAGGACUUAGUCCGUAUUUGUUAGAGGCAUUCGGGAAUAACCAUGCGAUUUUUGAAUUGCAUAUGGAUCAGUCUUUUUUCUCAAGGCUCACAAAUUUUCUCUUGACGAAAUUUGAAAUAUUUUUCAAAAAAACUUGGGAAAGAACUACUCUUGAAUAUCUAGCCAGCAAUGCGCUUAAUGCUACAUUUGACUUUAAGAAGCUAGAAAAUUCCAUAUCGUAUCUCUUGGUCAAUGAACAUCCAUUACUAAACAUACCAAGACCUUUAGCUCCAAAUAUAAUCCCUGUUGGAGGGUUGCACAUUAAGAAAACCGAACCAUUACCUGGAAUUUUGGGUUCAAUCAUUGAAAACGCCCAUCAAGGUCUGAUUUUCUUCAGCUUGGGCACCGAUAUCCAACAAAACAUCUUCAGCAAGGAAACCAAAAAAGCAUUUGCGAAGGCUUUUAUGAGGCUGCAUCAGAAGACUGUCAUUUGGAAGGACAACGCUGACGAGCACCCUUACGGAGAAGGCGUUUCGAAUAUUUUAAUGCACAAAUGGAUGCCUCAGGGUGAUUUACUGGGACAUCGUCAUGCUGUGCUUCUGAUUACAACCGGCGGUAGUAUGAGCGUUCAAGAAGCAAUUUUUCAAGGUGUACCGGUCGUGGGAAUACCGAUUUACGGAGAGCAGCACGGAAAUGUACAGUUUAUUGUUGAUAAUAAGUUGGGGCUUAAAUUGGAUUACGAUAAUUUGACUGAAGAGAAUAUUUUCGAGACUUUGGAUAGGGUUUUGAAAAAUCCAAUUUACAAGGAGAACAUGGAGGCCUUAUCGAGAAAAUUCAGAGAUCAACCCCAAAAUCCGCUCCAAAAAGCUUUGUAUUGGAUUGAGUACUCUUUGCGUCACAACUCGACAAAUUUCCUCAAUCCUAGAUCCAGGUACACUUGCCCUUGGAUAGAUCAUCCUGCUGAUGUACAAUUAUUUUUAUUUUUUGUCUUUCUGUUAAGUUUAACAAUUAUUGUUUUGAGAAUUUUGUGGUGCAAUAAUGGUUCUAGAAACGAUAAGAAGAAGAAAGAAUAAUAAAAAUAAGAUAGUUAUUCAACAGUUAAAGUACAGGAUAUUCCUCAAUAAACUG